Messenger RNA from Solanum lycopersicum (tomato), 1406 nucleotides. Its product is annotated as probable RNA methyltransferase At5g51130. Gene Ontology annotation, molecular function: snRNA binding; O-methyltransferase activity; RNA methyltransferase activity. Gene Ontology annotation, biological process: snRNA modification. NCBI's taxonomy places the organism in Eukaryota, Viridiplantae, Streptophyta, Magnoliopsida, Solanales, Solanaceae. The record is from RefSeq and is a predicted model, not a curated record.
UUAUUAAUAUUUAUUCCCAGAGAUUCAAAUAGUAUUUAAUUCAAAGACUGUAGAGACCAAUUUUGUUAAAGCGCUUAUUCUAAAGAUAAACCCUAAACCCUAAUCAACACCUUUCAUCUUCAAUAUCUUUUCAAUGGAGCAUAAUCAGCAGCAUAACAAACGGAAUCAGCCGGAGGAUAUGGCAACGACGACGGCGACGGCGACCCAGAAGAGAAAACGAAAAGAAGUUGCUGUCUUUGGCAACUACAGAAACUACUAUGGCUAUAGAAUAGGUCAGAAUUUGGAGGAAGAUCCAAGAUUAAAAGCUAUGAAGAAGGAGUGGUUUGAAGGCAAGGAUUGUCUUGACAUUGGCUGUAACAGUGGAGUGAUCACAAUCGCUAUCGCACAAAAGUUUAACUGCCGAAGCAUCCUUGGAGUCGAUAUUGAUGAUGCAAGAAUCCAGGAUGCCUAUUGGACUCUCAGGAAAGCAGUGAGGAGUACUGGAGCUGUCCCGGCGGGGGUUGCCAAGUCGACUGAGUCAAAGAAUGUUACUGGUAUUGAAAGCCAUGAGGCUGAGUCACCUAAGAAGCCUGCAAACAUUGAUUGUACAGAAUCUCAUCAUGUGCAAGAGGCAAAUUUGUUUGACAUAGUCUCUUUCAGGAAGGGAAAUUUUGUUCAGAAUUGGCAUCUUGUGGAAAAUACAUCUUAUGAUACGAUUAUUUGUUUAAGUGUGUCAAAAUGGGUGCAAUUAAACUGGGGUGAUGAGGGACUUAUAACUUUAUUUUCAAAAGUCUGGAGGCUUCUUUCACCGGGUGGUGUCUUUAUUUUGGAGCCUCAGCCUUGGAGUUCAUACUACAGUAAUCGUCUUGUAUCUGAGACAACAAGAAUUAAUUAUCAAGAAAUUAAGAUUCGUCCAGAAGAUUUUCAAGAUAUACUUUUGGACAAGAUUGGAUUUAGAAUGGUAGAGGACAUAACAUCCAGUGCGUCUGGUCGCAAACCUGGGUUUAAUAGACCAAUUUUUGCAUUCUGGAAGUGAUGCAUUAAGGCUAUGAAAGUGCUUUAUAUAUACAUAUAUAUAUACACGGAGGAUAUGAUGUACGCAGAUCUUACCCUCUACUUUUUUGGGGUGUAGAGAUGGUUUCCGCAAGAUCAUCAGCUCUAAAGGGAUGUUAUCGAAGCAAGAUACCGAGCUCUUGAAUUUAUUCCAAAUCUUUCAUGUACUGCGGGUGAUGAUUUAUUUCAUCUCACUUGUAAUUGGAUGUAUAUGUACAUUUGGUCUAACUGAUAAUUAACCAUGCCAUGGUUUAAUCAAAAUUUUGAAACAACAGGUCAUCAAAUACAGGUAGUUGUAGAAGCUUAUGAAUGUUCUAAGCAUAUAAAAAUACUAUUCCAGGAAAAAAAAAGAAAAGAACACUAAAUAUUUUUGG